Molecule: messenger RNA, 645 nt
Organism: Trichosporon asahii var. asahii CBS 2479
Lineage: Eukaryota; Fungi; Basidiomycota; Tremellomycetes; Trichosporonales; Trichosporonaceae
Exons: 4
Coding region: 1-645 (214 amino acids)
Biological process (GO): endosome transport via multivesicular body sorting pathway; late endosome to vacuole transport; protein transport
Cellular component (GO): ESCRT III complex; multivesicular body
Source: RefSeq, a predicted model, not a curated record
AUGAAGUCCAUCAACCGGUUCUUUUAUGGCCCGACACCGGAAGAGCGAGUACGCGAGUGGCGACAGAAGCUGCGUGGCGAGGAGCGCAAGCUGGAUCGUGAGAUCCGUAAUCUCGACCUUGCCACGUCCAAGUCGCGCUCUGAACUGAAGCAGCUCGCGAAGCGGAACGAUGUGAAGAGCGCGCGCAUCCUAGCGAAGGAUAUCGUGCGCUCGAACAAGCAGCGCGACCGCCUCGUAUCAUCCAAAGCGCGCCUGAACUCGGUUCAGAUGCAGCUUCAGCACCAGCUGUCCAUGGUCAAGGUCACGGGCGCAUUCCAGAAGUCGACCGAGAUCAUGAAGUCGACGAACGCACUCGUCAAGUUGCCCCAGCUCAAUGCGACUAUGCGCCAGAUGUCCAUGGAGAUGAUGAAGUCCGGAAUAAUGGAGGAGAUGAUGGAGGAGACGAUGGAGGGGCUCGACGACGAGGAGCUCGAAGAGGAGGCCGACGAGGAGGUCGACAAGGUCCUGUUCGAGCUCACAGACGGCAAACUCGGUCAGGCCGGUCGUGUCGGGGGCGAACUUCCGGCGGACGCGGAAGACGAGGCCGAGAACGAGGCCGAGAUGGCGCGCAUGCAGCGCGAGAUGCAGGACCUCCUGAGUGGAUAG